AGCGGAUUAGGACUGCUGUCAAUCUGUCAAUUGUCAAACUUUAAAUGUCAUGUACAUGUGCUUAAACUGCUUGUGUAAAAUUAUGUUAUAAACAUUAAAACUCUAAAAUCACAAUGAAACAGAAUAAUCCUGAAGAAAAAGCUAAACAGAAAAAGUCUAAAAAGGACAAAUUCAAGUUGUACAAACCUAAAAAGAAGAAAAGCAGCGAAGAAGAUGGAGCAAUCCAAUAUUUACAGGCUCAAUAUGACAAGAUAAAUCCAGACGCUGUCAAAACAUUCAAAGACUUCCCCCUGUCUCAAAAAACAUUAAAAGGUUUAAAAGACAAUAAUUACGUUACACCAACCGAAAUACAACGACAAGCAAUCGGAUAUGCUUUACAAGGCAAAGAUAUUUUAGGUGCGGCAAAAACUGGCUCCGGGAAAACAUUAGCAUUUUUAAUACCAAUCUUAGAAAAUUUAUUUUGUAAAAAAUGGACUCGGCUCGAUGGCGUUGGUGCACUAGUUAUUUCACCAACAAGAGAAUUAGCAUAUCAGAUUUAUGAAACAUUGAGAAAAGUAGGUGGGCUACAUGAUUUUUCAGCUGGUUUAAUCAUAGGCGGGCAGAAUCUUAAAUUUGAAAGGAAAAGAAUGGAUCAAAUUAACAUUUUAAUAUGUACACCAGGUAGACUUCUUCAGCAUAUGGAUGAAAAUCCACUUUUUGAUUGUAGUCAUCUCCAAAUACUUGUAUUGGAUGAAGCGGAUAGAUGCUUAGAUAUGGGAUUUGAAACAACCAUGAAUGCUAUUAUAGAAAACUUACCACAGGAGCGUCAAACAUUAUUAUUCUCUGCAACUCAAACUAAAUCUGUUAAAGAUUUAGCAAGAUUGAGUUUAUCCUUCCCUACCUAUGUCGCUCCUCAUGAACAAGCAGAAACCGUGACUCCAGAAUCCUUACAACAAAGUUAUAUAGUCUGUGAGAUAGAUGAGAAAAUAGGCAUAUUAUGGUCAUUCAUUAGGAAUCAUUUAAAGCAAAAGGUGUUAGUCUUCAUGGCUACCUGCAAACAAGUAAAAUAUACAUAUGAUUUGUUUUGUAAAUUGAGGCCAGGAGUUAGCUUGUUAGCUCUGUAUGGUACAUUGCAUCAAGAAAAAAGGGAGAGAAUUUACAAUGAAUUUUGUAGAAAGUCGAAUGUAGUCUUGUUUGCUACUGAUUUGGCCUCAAGAGGUUUAGAUUUCCCUCGUGUGAACUGGGUAAUUCAAAUGGAUUGUCCAGAAGAUGUUGAAACAUAUAUACAUAGAGCGGGACGCACAGCAAGAGGUGUUUUAGGAAAAGGUGAAGGUCUUUUAAUGCUUCUGCCACAUGAAGAGAAAAUUGUUGAGGAUCUUAAAAAAAGUAAGAUUCCAAUAAAUAAAAUAGCAGUAGAUCCAUCUAAAGUUGUAGCUCCACAAAGAAAAAUUGAAGGAUUACUUUCAGAUAACACUGACCUUAAACAAACUGCCCAAAGAGCAUUUGUCAGUUAUGUUAAAUCAAUAUUUUUAAUGAAAAAUAAAGAAGUUUUCAAUGUUCAUCUUCUAGAUACUGAUGCUUAUGCCAGAUCUUUAGGCUUGAUAAUCCCUCCCAGGAUAAGGUUCUUACAUAAAAACCUUAAAGGAUAUAAUCCACCCAAAAAAGAACCGGACGUUGAGCAAAAUUAUGAUGUUAUUGAUAAAUUAAAAGCAAAAGUUGAAAAUGAUGGUGGUACUGAUCAAAGUUCAGAUGAAGACGAAAAGCCUGCACCACAGGAUAAGAAAACAAAAAAACUCACAAAAGAACUACCUAAAUUUGAUUUCCACAAUGAUGCGGAUAGUGAAGAGGAUGAAUUUCUUCAAGUUAAAAAAGCUAAUGUAGAUGUUAAACUCCCAAUAGAAGAAGAAGACCAUAUAACAUCUAAAAAGAAAAAGAAACCAUUGACAAAAGCUGCAGUUGCUAAAAAAUUACUGAAGAAGAAAAUUAAAGUAAAUACACAAGUAAAAUUCACAGAAGAUGGUGAUGCUAUAGAAGAUGAAAAGAAAGAUGUAAAAUCCGAUUUGGCUAAACAGUUUAUUAAUGAAAAUGUUGGUGGAAUAGAUAUAGAGAAAGCAAAAGAAGUUUUGAAAGAAGAAGACAAAUUUGAUAAGAUAAGAUUCAGAGAAAAAGUUAAAGCUAAACAUAAAGAGCAAAAGCGUAAGCUUAAAAAUAAGAAGAAGGAAGAAGCAGAAGAACAAGAUGAUUUUGGAUCACAAUCUGAGUCUGACGGACCAGAUUUGUCAUGGUUACCAGAUCCUGAUAAAAUAUAUGGCAAAAAAGAUAGUGGGAGCGAAAAUAAUCAGUCUAAUACAGAAGAUGUUAGUGAUUCUGAUGAAGAUAAAUACCACAGGCCUAUGAAACACAAACUUGUUGAGAGCAAAGGUAUCCCACAAGAUAGUGUUGCACCUCGAAAGAAAAAGAAACUCAAAGAUAUAUCUGGUUCUUUAUCUAUUGUUGAAGCUGAAGCACUUGCAAUGAAGUUAUUACAGUCAUAACAAUUGUUUAUUUAUGCUAAUCAUAAAACAAAUAAAUGACGAAUUUUAAAAA
Messenger RNA from Papilio polytes (common Mormon), 2565 nucleotides. Its product is annotated as probable ATP-dependent RNA helicase DDX10. Gene Ontology annotation, molecular function: ATP binding; nucleic acid binding; RNA helicase activity. Gene Ontology annotation, biological process: rRNA processing. The transcript is spliced from 3 exons. The coding region runs from base 114 to 2513 and encodes 799 amino acids. NCBI's taxonomy places the organism in Eukaryota, Metazoa, Arthropoda, Insecta, Lepidoptera, Papilionidae. Gene Ontology annotation, cellular component: nucleus. The record is from RefSeq and is a predicted model, not a curated record.